GGCAACGGCAUCAUCUGGUAAAUUACUUUUCUUUCGCCUGUAUACUCAGGCGGAAUCGCAAAAGAUGAGGGUGCUGCUACACACCGGUGCUGCUUCCACACAGCCACAUACACACUGGCGCAACGGUGGACUGUAUACAAUCUCGUCGGAAACGUGUUUUUGAGGCGUAUGAAGAGGCGCGCAGCAGGAGAGGACGGUUUGAUGGUCGCUUCGUCGUCGUCGUCGUCGUGUGAGAUAUAUGCCUGCUGUGCUCUAGCUGCUGGCGUUGGUGCGGUGUGUCCUACCUAUCGUACAUACAAUUUAGUAGCGACUGAAACGUCGCAGCGUAAACACGAGAUUACCGGUCUUCCACGAAAGGCACGUAGAAAAUCUUAGGUGUAGUGUCUCGGGUGUGAAUAUACAUAGAACACAACAGAUCCGUGGAAACCAAGGCGGUGCACUAGCGGUCUCGGGUACUAGGUGAAUACACCUCGAAUAAUCCGUUUCCGGUUAUUGAGUUGACUUGAUCCAGUCGAAGGUUCGCGACGCGUUAGACGUUAGAAUCCCAGUCAACCAGUCGAGGGAAGACGUGAAAGAGUUAACUGUGUAAAACAUUAGUUGAUUUAACAAAGAAUCGUACCUUUGCUGGUUUCUACACUUGAAACAAAGGAAUACAGAGUAAAAAAAAGUAGAAGCUCGAUGGUAUUUCAGUGGAAGUAGCUAGCAUGUAGAGGAAGAGCAGAAAUCCAACACACAAGUUGACAACGAAGUUUUGCCGUCUAAUGACAAAGUCCUGUUUAACACAACGAUAACAAAACAACGAAUAGGUGAUUUUCGACACGGUCCCAAAGUGUACAAUGAUUUUGUUGCACCACACGGAACGACAAACAGAAUAGACAGUCGAAGUGUGUGUUGUGGAAUAUCUAGUAACUACUUAGGAUAAAAUAUAACAAAAUGGAAUCUACCAGCAGUGAACCGCUGAACUUGGACCCUAGUGAAUGGUUUCGAUUUUAUUUAUGAUUGUGACAGGGAAACUGAUCGCAAGGUUGUCUGUUGUCUCGAUGACAAGACAGUAGCAGCCAGCCUUCCCCCGCUACAAACCCAUUGCCGGAAGGCAGCAGUGAAUUGUGAUUGACCUUCAGAAAAGCGGUUAUUUGUCUACUACAAUUAGUGCUAAGAAAGCAGUGAGAAAGCGACAAAAAAAAUUGCAAGAAUCUUGUGAAAGGUGCCAAAACGCAACUGGCAACGGCAUAGGGCAGCCCCUAGAAGAAGCAAAAAUAAGUGAUUCCAAAUGUUGUCUUGCCUGGUGCCGCCCCGUUUUGGACAAGAAGACAUCAUGCCAUCAUCGGCCAAGUACGCUCUACAAUUUCCACCACUGGCGUCAGGGCUUCCGAAAGACGAUGAAAGUAACACACCGCAAACUGAUUGCUACAUACAAUGUCCGCAUUGUCACUCGACUCUGCAGGGUUUUCAGGCACUGAAGGAACAUCUCGAAACUGUGCAUUCCAUGAUUAAACAAGAGCAUGACUCGGCAACACCAUCCCCGCCGCUGUCCGCCUUCUAUCAGCAAUCGUUCCAAUCAAUAGGUGCUUCCCUGCCAUCUCCACCGGUUUCUUCUUCUGCGCUGGACAGCAGCUGUAACGAGCCAACAUCGCUGGCGACGAAUGGCAGAAGUAGUAGUAGUAACAGUAACAGUAGUAACAUCAGCAGUAGCAGCCACAGCAGCAGCAGCAGCAGUAGUAGUAGUAGUAGCGGUAGUAGCAGCAGAAGUACCUCGGCAGGUGGUGGUCUCAGUGCCGCCACCGUUGCCGUAAUUGCUGGCGAAGAAGGUGGGCGGUCUAUUAGUCCAGCGAAUAGCAACAGCAGCAGUAUUGGUGGUAGAAGCAGUAUCGGAGUUGGCGGAGGUGUUCACGGCAUCGGCAGCAGCAACAACUGCGGAGAACCCUACGCAUGCUUACAAUGCUCCGCCUCAUUCCCAAAUCGUGACUUACUUGAGAAACAUGAGCUGAUGCACGUACCUAAUGCUCUGGUGAGCUGCAAAGUAUGCCACAAGCAGUUCGCCAACGUGUACCGGCUCCAGCGUCACAUGAUCUCCCACGACGAAUCGACACUACUUCGAAAAUUCAAAUGCACCGACUGUGAUAAGGCAUUCAAGUUCAAACAUCACCUGAAGGAACACGUUCGUAUACAUUCUGGGGAGAAGCCGUUCGCGUGUACAAACUGCGGCAAGCGUUUCUCGCACUCGGGUUCCUACUCGAGUCACAUGACCUCAAAGAAGUGUAUUAGCAUGGGACUCAAACUGAACAAUAAUAGUGCCACUGUUGCCAACAACAAUAACAAUAAUCAUAGUAACAACAACAAUGGCACAGUAGGCGGAAAAUCGGAAAAACAUAACCGCCGAUCCGGAUCGUAUUUGCCUGGAGGUAGUCCAGCAGCGGCUGGAUUAAGCAACGGUCAACUUUCGAACGGGCACAAUCCAAGCAGCAGCAACAGCAACGCAAAUGUCAACAAUUUUCUUCCCAUGCUACCGAAGUACCCGCCAAACUACGAAGCUAUGAACGCUGCUUUCCUAGCUUCCUUCCACAAUCCGUUCUAUCCGAUGGCCGCCCUAAACCCGAGCAAUCCAGCAUUCAGUCCCUAUAGUAUACAGCGUUUGCUGGAGCUCUCGGCAGCCGGUGCCGCAGGAUCAGCUCCCAAAGCGGAAUCGAUGGAGUCACUGCUUCUGAAAACCCAGCAACAACUGAACGCUGGCCUAAGUCAGGAUGUUCAACGGACUACUAAAUCUCCCAGUGCUCAUUCCGAUGCGGAAGAUAUGAUUGACGAAAUAGUAGAAGAUGGAACUGAGGAGGAAGAGCCCAAAUUAGUGAUGGAUGUUGAUGACGAUGAAUAUACUCACGAAGAGCUGCCGGAUGAGUCCGACAGGAAGGACAUCAAAGUGGACGAAGACGAUGACGAUGAAGACGAUGGGAACGAGAACACUGUUGCUUCUAGCAAUUUACAUUCGAUUCGGAAUUCACCUGAUGAAAGAGAAGAACGGCAACAAUCGCAAUUCCCGCAGAUGGCAGCACGUGACAACGAUUACCGGAAUAUUCUCGAUGAUAUGAAACAGAAAAUUCUCGAUGUUGCUCAUCGUAUGUCCGCUGGAGAUCAAAUCACUCACCGACCACCGAUCACAUCUGCCACCGUAGCAAACGAUCAGAUCAAGGUCGAACGUCCUGAAACCGCUUCCCCAGAGCUCAACAUUGACACGGACAAUCCGAGUCCGUGUAUGGUUAAUCCACCGUCGCCGGUGUUUGCAGUUAAGCAAGAAUCUAAAGAACCAACAGAGACUGAAAAGAACGCAAAAUGUGAGGCUCCAGUACUUCAGUGCCAACAAUGUAAAGCCACAUUCAACCACCAAGCGGAGUUAGUGCAGCAUGAGCAAGUCUUGUGUCAGUCUUUGAUGUUCCAUAACCAGAUGGCGGCAGCGGCGGCCGUAGCAGCGAAUAACUAUCUACCGAUGAACAGCGGCAGUGAAGACGAUGGUGAUUUCGACGGUUCCAAGUUGGCUUCCGAACGAAGUGGGAAAGUUCGUGUGCGCACAGCAAUUUCCGAGGAACAACAGAAUGAAUUGAAAAAAUAUUACGCUUUGAACAACAAACCCAAUAGGGAAGAGUUCCAGAUGAUUGCCAAAAGAGUCGGUAUGGAAGCACGGGUUGUGCAGGUGUGGUUCCAAAACAACCGAUCGCGAGAACGAAAAAUGGGUAAUCUGAUCAAUGUGCGACCUCCAGUAGCGACGGAAGCCGAAGGAUCUAUGCUCUAUCCUGCAGGAAUUCAAACGCUUGGACAGCCAGCUGAAGCCGAGCAACCGCUGGAUUUGUCGAUUAAGAAAGCAGACUCUAUUCCAUCAAAUUCUCCUCGCUAUGGAACAGCUCCAUUGACUCAACCGGACAGUGCAGCGCUACUAGACGAAGCAAUGAAUCUCAGCGUAAAAUCUUCCCGUAGCUCAACGCCAUACAAAGGAUUCUAUCCGUACAAUCAAUUUUCCACCGAAAUUCGGAUUCGUCAAACUCCCUCUCCAAACGAAGCAGCUGUUCAUCCACGUCAGCAACAGAUUCGACCACCGGCUAUUCCCAACUACCCGCCACUGACCCCAACGGCAAGUGGUUUCGCCGGAAUGGAUAGACUUCUGCAGCAAUUUUCACCGGAAAUUGCCCGAGCUCCGGUACGCGCCGAAAGUCUAAGUCCCGGAGCGGAAAAGCGAGCAUGGCGUGAUCUGGAGCAAUACGAAGCGGCCGUUAAGCUGCACAACCAGCAAACCCCCUACGACGAACAGAAGCUUCUCCAGAUGCAAUCGAUGCUGAACGUCCCGAAACGUGUGCUCUAUUCGACGGCAAACCAUGGUCCCAAAGAGCAACCGGAUGCCGAAGGACAGUACGUGUGCGAUCAGUGCGAUAAGGCAUUCAGCAAGCACAGCUCACUACAGCGGCAUAAAUAUGAACAUUCAGGGCAACGCCCGUAUAAGUGCGUGGAAUGUCCGAAGGCGUUCAAGCACAAGCACCAUCUGACGGAACACAAACGGCUGCACAGCGGCGAGAAACCCUUCCAAUGCUGUAAGUGUCUCAAGCGGUUCUCCCAUUCUGGCUCGUACAGCCAGCAUAUGAACCACCGAUACUCGUACUGCAAACCGUACAGGGAAGGUAAAUAAGAUGAGGACCAGGGACGGGAAGUUCCGUCCCCGGCCAUGAACGGUGUGUACUCGACGAUGGGCGUUCCAUCGGGCCUCGCGCAACAUCAGCUUCCACAGCAGCACCGACCUGGACGACGUGGACGUCGUGCCGGAUCAGUUGUUUCGUUAGGCUUUCCAGGGCCACCACCGCCACCUCCACCUCCACCGCCGCCUCCUGCGUUGGGUACUGGACCGCCAACUGUACCAUUUCCACCAGUAUCAUACUUUGAUCGGCGCCUACUUGUAGACAGUUAUCUAAACCCAAAUUUUCUAGGCUACGGAAGCGGGCUUGGUGGCGUGCACUGAACAAAGCUGUAUAUAUCUACUGUAAUAGCUCCACAGAAGAAUCCUUAUCAACAAGGUCUUCGAAUAGUUAGUGUUGAAUAUUGGUUAAUAAGAUUUUCGAGGUAUUUUUGGCGCGAUUCUCAGCAGAAGUCAACGAAUCAUCGUACUUAAAAUUUGAAAAUACGAAAACAAAACAAUCAGCAGUGAACUGAUCCCAGUUACAAUUAUUUCGUUAGUAUCAUGAACGACUAGGCGAUGUUUUGCGUCGAACGUUUUAGAGAAGCUGUGCAUUUAAUUCCUUUACCUAGCGUUUCUUAAAAGCAGAUCUGCACAAGAUCAGUUUUAUAAUUUAAAAAAAGAAGGAAAACUCUUAAGCAAGCAACUUGAAUCUCAUUCCCUUCGGUAAGGAUUUCGUGUAGCGUAUAAAACUUAAUCUGUUACAAUUUCCGGAUUACUUAUUUUUUAGUAACAUUUAAGUAAUGUAGUCAGUAAGCUGCAUCGCAUUAUAUUACACCGCAGCAGGUGUACUAGUAGUGCAUGCAACCUGUAAAAUACUCAAGUGAAUUCUGUUGCCAUACCAGAGAGCAAAAGGAAGUUAUUUUACAAAAUUCAAAUAAAACGCGUCAUCAAAGGCUGGGUCUAGCAAUUUUCGUUUGAUUAAUUUUAUUUUAUGUCUACGCAACCUACGCAACUAUCCCUAAGUGAACUAGUAGAAAACCAGACAAACAUAUACGCAUUUUGGACCACACGGUGUUAACAAGACAAUACAAUAAAGUAAAUUUAACCUUUAAAAUGUAUUAAUAAUUAAAUUUUCAAACUUUCCAGAACGCUAACACAAAGUAAACAUUCUUUCCCAAACUUUUUCUUCCAAAUUAUUAAUCGAUCCCUACUUCACAAUUCCUAAAUCUAAAAUUUCAUCCUAUAGCAACUUUCCUUCGACAAAUGCAAAAUUUAUGAAAAUCAUCGAGAAUUACAUCAAACUAUUGUAGAAAAUAGUUCAAAACUAGUCGGCAAAAGUCAGACUUCGAUCGACAUCACAUUAUGGUUUCAGAUAUGCUCACAAAUCAAAGCAGGUCUUGGCGCUGGCGAAAAUUAGGAAAAAACAACAACAACACGUUUGAACUUUUUUCAAGCAAGUGUAAAAAAAUACAAUGCAAAUUUAUUAUGUUUCUGUCAUACCGUAUGUUUGUAAAUAUGUGCGCAAAGAACAAACAACACAACAAGAGUAAUGUAAAGUAUCAUCUUAAGCUGUAUUAUACAUUUGUAAGGCGUAUUCGUCGUGAAAAGCUGGUUGAGAACAUGGAAAAUAAUACAUCGAGUUAUAUUGAAAUCUUUUUUACAAUGUGCAGACUACAAAAUUAAGAAAUAGCCUAACCGAGCGAACAACGAAACUGUUAAUUUAGCAAACGUAUUGCCCAAGGUUCGUCCCGUGCGGAAAACUGGCGGGUGUAAAACAAGUGUCUUUUAAAUUAACAUUAACUUGAAUUGCUAUUUUUAUUAUUACUACUAAAUACUAUUAUUGAACAUUAUUUAGUUAUUGAACUAUGACUUAAGAAAAGGCAAAAGAUGAAAACUCACAAAAUAUUAUAUUUAAAGAUAAUGUACUGUUAAAUAUUUCUACGAAUAAUCGUAAAAUUAAAAAAAAACUACUGUCAAAGCAAGAAAAAUAACAGAUAACCAUUCCAUUAAAAAAGAAGAUAGAUUCAAUGGAGCUGAUUGACGGAGAAAAACUCUCGAGCAAGAAAAUUUUUUCCGCGAGCCAAAAGUAUCGAACUACUUUAGACAAAUUACAAUACGCAUUCUUAUAGCUGUUGAAUGAAACAGCAACAGAAAGAAAUCUUGUUACCAGACAAUAAAUAUACAAAAUAAAUUCGAAACGACGAAAACGCGGCUUGGGUCAAAACUCCGACAAAAAAAUAUUGUGCAGCCAAGAUACGAACCUAACGCAAACGCUUAACAACGCGAGCCGUUUCACCGUGCAGCGAAACGUCCGACAGCACACCUGCUGUGCUGGUAGUGGUGGAAGUAUCAGUUAUUGUACCAAUCGUAGUUAGCUUUGCCUUAUUUAACAAGUUUGCUCAAGCGUUUAUCCAUGUUUUUUUACAACUGAAUAUCAGCUAAACCGGGUUUCCUAAACAACGAAUUUCUCCCGAACUUCAGCGCUCACUUUGAUGGAUGCUUCUUUUUAAGCAUGUUUUAAUUCAUUUCUACUGUAGUUAGUUAGACCUUAAGCAUCCAUACAUUUAAGUUUCAGCCGAGUAAAUUGUUUGUACAAAAAACAAAAACACAGUUUUCGGACCUAAAGCUAGCAAUCCAAAGAAAUUUUUAGUGCUCUUAAUAUGAUUUUGACCAUUGUUUUCAAAAUUCUCUGUACAGAAAAAUAAGAGCCUACUAGAAGGUAGAACCAAAGCCAAAAAUUCAACUGUAAUUCUAGUUUAGCCUAAGAUUUAUUUUGACUGUACAUGUAAUAUUUUUUUUAGUUCAUAGCAUCCCGUUGAAAACUUGUAUUAACUUUAUAAAGAGUUUUAUUAUUUCAUUCUUCCAAAGAUUAGUUCACUUACUAAUUAGUGUGCAAUUUGUGCCAAAAAAUAAGAGGAGGUAGCGUUUCCCAAAAUGAAAAGAAAAGAACUAUUAUUCUUGUGAAACUCAGAGUAAAACCAAACACGCCACUAGAAACAAGAACGGUAAAAUGCGGAAACGAAGCAACACAUUCAAGUUUUUCACGUGUUUUGCCAAUAUGACGGUAAAUGUAACUCUGAAGAAAGAGGAGACCGGAGAACAAAAAGUAUGUCCCUAAGUAUAUGAAAAAAUUAAAAAAUAUAUUAUAUAUAUACAAAUAUAAAAUAAUUAUGAAAA
This is a messenger RNA of Malaya genurostris, 7828 nucleotides long. It is a transcript of the gene zfh1, whose product is annotated as zinc finger protein 1. Gene Ontology annotation, molecular function: DNA-binding transcription factor activity, RNA polymerase II-specific; RNA polymerase II cis-regulatory region sequence-specific DNA binding. Gene Ontology annotation, biological process: anatomical structure development; regulation of transcription by RNA polymerase II. Lineage: Eukaryota; Metazoa; Arthropoda; Insecta; Diptera; Culicidae. Bases 1271 to 4666 code for a protein of 1131 amino acids. The record is from RefSeq and is a predicted model, not a curated record. The transcript has 5 exons.